AUGGUGGUGGUGGUGGCGGGCUCAGCAGGGCUAGGGGAACACCAUCAUCGCCAGCUUGGCCAGCCGCCGGCGGUUGAUCUCCCGCAGGGCGCUGCAGCACGUCUACCGGCCGUGGAAGGCUUCGCGGUGCUGGAGCCGCCGGUGGACGAGGCGGCGGCAGCGGAGAGGGUGGGCGAGGUGACCUCGCUCCUCGCCGCCUUCGCCAGCCACCUCCAGGAGAGGACCGCGCACCAUCUGGGAUACCCGGUCAAUCUGCAAUUCGAUUUCAGCUUGCUCGCGCAGUUCCAGAGGUUCUCCAUCAACAACCUGGGCGACCCUUUCAUCGAAAGCAACUACGGCGUGCACUCCAAGCAGUUUGAGGUCACCGUGCUUGACUGGUUCGCUCGCCUCUGGGACCUCCAGCAGGACAACUACUGGGGCUACAUCACCAACUGCGGCACCGAGGGAAAUUUACACGGCCUACUAGUUGGGAGAGAGCUUUUUCCUAAUGGGAUUAUAUACACGUCCCGUGAGUCACAUUACUCCGUCUUCAAGGCAGCUAGGAUGUACAGAGUUGAGUGUGUCAAGAUCGACACUAUGGUAACUGGAGAGAUGAACUGCGCAGAUUUCGAGUCCAAGCUGAUGCAGAACCCCAAGAGUCCAGCGAUUGUCAACGUGAAUAUAGGGACAACCGUCAAGGGAGCAAUUGAUGACCUUGACAGGAUUAUAAAAACACUUGAAAAAUGUGGAUUUCAAGAUCGAUUUUACAUCCAUUGUGAUGGUGCUCUGGCCGGCCUUAUGAUGCCAUUUAUCAAACAAGCACCAAAGGUGACAUUCAAGAAGCCUAUUGGAAGUGUGAGCGUGUCUGGUCACAAGUUAUUGGGAUGCCCGAUGCCAUGUGGUGUGCUAAUAACAAGGCUCGAGCACAUAAAAGUGCUCUCUACCGACAUCGAGUGCAUAUCAUCUAGAGACACGACUAUCAUGGGGAGCAGGAACGGGCACGCGCCGAUGUUGUUGUGGUACACGCUGAACAAGAAGGGUUACCUAGGCAUCCGUGAAGAUGUCGAGAAGUGCUUGGCAAACGCUCAUUACCUUGCAAACCGUCUCAAGGAGAUAGGAGUAAGUGUUUUUCUGAAUGCAUUGAGCAUCACGGUAGUUUUUGAGAGGCCACGAGACGAGGCAUUCGUGCUCAAGUGGCAACUCUCUUGCGAGGGUAGCAUUGCACAUGUCGUAGUCAUGCCCAACGUCAGCAUAGAGAAGCUCGAUGGCUUCGUCGAAGAGCUCGUGACUAAGCGAACUUCAUGGAAAGAAGGCAAAGGGUCUAGCAUACCUUGUGUUGCAAUGGACAUAGGGAAAGAUAGCUGUCUCUGUGGUGCGCAUACCAAGACCUUCCAAGAUUAG
Messenger RNA from Lolium rigidum, 1380 nucleotides. Its product is annotated as serine decarboxylase 1-like. Gene Ontology annotation, molecular function: carboxy-lyase activity; pyridoxal phosphate binding. Lineage: Eukaryota; Viridiplantae; Streptophyta; Magnoliopsida; Poales; Poaceae. The record is from RefSeq and is a predicted model, not a curated record. The transcript is spliced from 5 exons. The coding region runs from base 1 to 1380 and encodes 459 amino acids. Gene Ontology annotation, biological process: carboxylic acid metabolic process.